Apis florea (little honeybee) is the source of this 3895-nucleotide messenger RNA. RefSeq names its product O-linked N-acetylglucosamine (GlcNAc) transferase sxc (gene sxc). Lineage: Eukaryota; Metazoa; Arthropoda; Insecta; Hymenoptera; Apidae. Gene Ontology annotation, biological process: protein O-linked glycosylation. The record is from RefSeq and is a predicted model, not a curated record. Gene Ontology annotation, molecular function: protein O-acetylglucosaminyltransferase activity; protein binding.
UCCGGAAUGUGUUCAUCGAUUGGUUUUUCACAUCAGCCUGUCUUACGUAUACGUAGUUCACGCUAUGUUAAAAAUUGUUAUAGCAUUGAUAGACUAUCAUUCAUGAAGGACAUAAUUAUUGUGAUAAUAUUUUGUAUAACAAAAUUUUAAAUAACAAAAUUUUUUUCGAUUAUGUAAUUUAGUUCUUAUGUGAUUUGCAUAUUGUUGUACUAAUUCUUGGUUUAAGUAAAGUGCUUGAAAAUCCAUGAUGGCGCAUACUGAAAGAUUGCGCUAGUGCAUACCAAUAUAAGUGCCGCGCGUAUCUGUUUUUGUUUCGAUUCUUCAGAAAAUACUGAAUUCUCGUUAGAUUUGAUACAUUACGAUUUUCGAUACUGGAUUUAUGCAAGAUUUUUAGUGACAAUAAAAUUUUUGUGCAAUUUUAUAUCAUUAUCGUUUGUUCUAUAUCAUUUUUUAUGGUGGCCGUCAUCAUGCAAGCACAGCAGCAGCCACAGCAACAACAGCAGCAGAAUCAUCAACAAAUUGCAGGCACCAGUGUCAUUCUCAAGAUGAACGAGAUACAACAGCUUUCGACAGUUGGGUUAUUGGAACUUGCACAUAGAGAAUAUCAAGCAGGAGAUUACGAAAAUGCUGAAAGACAUUGUAUGCAACUUUGGAGGCAGGAAACAAAUAAUACUGGAGUUCUUCUAUUAUUGUCUUCUAUACACUUUCAAUGCAGAAGAUUAGAAAAAUCUGCUCAUUACAGCAGUUUAGCAAUUAAACAAAAUCCCUUAUUGGCAGAGGCUUAUAGCAAUCUUGGAAAUGUUUUCAAGGAACGUGGUCAGCUACAAGAAGCUUUGGAAAACUACAGACAUGCUGUUAGAUUGAAACCAGAUUUCAUUGAUGGUUACAUCAAUUUAGCAGCAGCAUUAGUAGCUGCAGGAGACAUGGAGCAAGCAGUUCAGGCAUAUGUGACUGCUCUACAAUACAACCCCGAUCUUUACUGUGUGAGGAGUGAUCUUGGUAAUCUUUUGAAAGCAUUAGCAAGACUUGAUGAAGCUAAGGCUUGCUAUCUAAAGGCUAUCGAAACGCGUCCAGACUUUGCGGUUGCAUGGAGCAAUCUUGGCUGUGUUUUCAAUGCACAAGGUGAGAUAUGGUUGGCGAUCCAUCAUUUUGAGAAGGCCGUAGCAUUGGACCCAAAUUUUUUGGAUGCUUACAUCAAUCUUGGCAAUGUCCUCAAGGAAGCCAGGAUUUUUGAUAGAGCUGUAGCUGCUUAUCUGCGUGCUUUGAAUCUUAGUCCUAACAAUGCAGUCGUACAUGGAAAUCUGGCAUGUGUUUAUUAUGAACAAGGGCUUAUUGAUUUGGCAAUUGAUACAUACCGUCGUGCUAUUGAACUACAACCAAAUUUCCCAGAUGCUUAUUGCAAUUUGGCAAAUGCGCUCAAGGAAAAAGGACAAGUGGUCGAGGCUGAGGAUUGUUAUAAUACAGCUCUUCGCCUCUGUCCCUCACAUGCCGAUUCCCUUAAUAAUCUGGCCAACAUAAAACGUGAACAAGGAUACAUCGAAGAAGCAACUCGAUUAUAUCUGAAAGCGCUUGAAGUAUUUCCCGAGUUUGCCGCAGCUCAUAGCAAUCUGGCUUCGGUAUUACAGCAACAAGGAAAAUUAAAUGAAGCAUUAAUGCAUUACAAGGAAGCUAUUCGUAUUCAGCCAACUUUCGCGGAUGCAUAUUCGAACAUGGGCAAUACAUUGAAAGAAAUGCAAGAUAUACAAGGAGCUCUUCAAUGCUAUACAAGAGCUAUUCAAAUUAAUCCUGCUUUCGCCGAUGCUCAUUCCAAUCUAGCUUCGAUUCAUAAGGAUUCCGGAAACAUUCCAGAGGCUAUUCAAUCAUACAGAACUGCGCUGAAGCUCAAACCUGAUUUUCCUGAUGCAUAUUGUAAUUUGGCGCAUUGCCUUCAAAUUGUUUGUGACUGGACUGAUUAUGAAGCACGAAUGAAAAAAUUAGUUUCAAUUGUUGCCGAACAACUUGACAAAAACAGAUUACCCAGUGUACACCCACACCAUUCUAUGCUUUAUCCAUUGUCUCAUGAAUUUAGGAAAGCCAUUGCUGCUAGACAUGCAAAUCUUUGCAUUGAGAAGAUUCAUGUUUUACACAAACAACCAUACAAAUAUCCACGUGAAAUUGGUGGCCGCUUAAGAAUUGGAUACGUAUCAUCAGAUUUUGGAAAUCAUCCUACUAGUCAUCUUAUGCAAUCAAUUCCGGGACUCCAUGAAAGACAAAAUGUUGAAAUUUUUUGUUACGCUCUCAGUGCUGAUGAUGGAACUACCUUCCGAGCGAAGAUUGCUAGAGAAACCGAACACUUCGUGGAUCUAUCGCAGAUUCCAUGCAAUGGAAAAGCAGCCGAUCGUAUUAACGCGGAUGGAAUACAUAUUUUAGUAAAUAUGAAUGGGUAUACGAAAGGAGCGAGGAAUGAAAUAUUUGCUUUGAGACCAGCACCGGUACAGGUGAUGUGGCUUGGAUAUCCGGGAACAUCGGGAGCUAGUUUUAUGGAUUAUUUAAUUACGGACGAAGUUACAUCACCAUUGGAACUUGCUAGUCAGUAUAGUGAGAAACUUGCUUACAUGCCACACACAUACUUUAUUGGAGAUCACAAACAAAUGUUUCCACAUUUAAAAGAACGUCUCAUUUUAACGGAUAAAUUGAAUAUGAAAGGCAAAGUAGCAGAUAAUGUAGCUGUGAUAAAUGCCACUGAUCUUUCUCCAAUGAUUGAAAAUACAUGUGUGAAAGAAAUACGCGAAGUUGUCGUGCCGGAUGCUAAAAACAAACCAGUAGAGAUUUCAUUGAAAGUUGCAGAAUUGCCAACUACUACUCCUAUUGAAACAAUGAUUGCUUCUGGACAAUGUCAAAUGUCUGUAAAUGGCGUUGUAGUUCAAAAUGGCAUGGCCACUACACAAGUAAACAACAAAACAGCAACAGGUGAAGAAGUGCCUCAAAAUAUUAUGAUUACUACAAGACAACAAUAUGGUUUGCCAGAAGAUGCAGUUGUUUAUUGCAAUUUUAAUCAAUUAUACAAAAUUGAUCCGCUCACACUUCAUAUGUGGGCGCAUAUUCUAAAACAUGUGCCAAACUCUGUGCUAUGGUUGUUGCGCUUUCCGGCCGUUGGUGAACCAAAUUUACAAGCAACAGCUCAACAAUUAGGUUUAGCUCCUGGUAGGAUUUUGUUUAGCAAUGUUGCUGCAAAAGAAGAACAUGUUAGAAGAGGACAAUUAGCCGAUGUAUGCUUAGAUACGCCUCUUUGUAAUGGUCAUACUACUAGCAUGGAUGUUCUGUGGACUGGAACUCCAGUAGUUACGCUACCAGGAGAAACUUUAGCAUCUCGUGUUGCUGCUAGUCAAUUGAAUACUUUGGGAUGUCCAGAAUUGAUCGCACGAACACGACAAGAAUAUCAAGAUAUUGCUAUUCGUUUAGGAACUGAUAGAGAAUAUUUAAAAGCAACACGAGCCAAAGUAUGGAAAGCAAGAUCCGAAAGUCCUUUAUUCAAUUGCAAAUUAUAUGCGAUGGGUAUGGAAAUGCUAUACAAAAAAAUGUGGGAACGUUAUGCCCGAGGUGAAAAACCAGAUCAUGUAUCAGCAGUAGAUAAAAAUGAAAGAGAAAAAUUAUUAGCAUCUGCAUCUUAAUGGUUUUCAAAUAUCUGAUUUUAUUUAUACAGCUUUAAUUUUACAUCUGUUUUUUUGGAAAUCUAGUAUUUAAAACAGAUGAUUGAUAAUCGAUUUCAUGAAAAUAUGAUUCUUAUAUAAAUUCCGUAUUCUGAUAUUUACUAUUUUAUAUAAUAAAUCAUCGAGCUUUAGAGUAACGUAAGAUAGCGUUACAUGCGAACGUUCAAUUUGACGUUUUAAUAUUAAAAUUAUGGAUUGUUACACUA